AAGCCACAAGUACUGAAGAAUAAAAGCAAGCCAUUUCCAUGAAGCUUUGCGAGCAAUACGCCAUUGAGCGUAAGGCAGGCCGACAACUGCGCGUUAUUAUAAGGCUGAGCGGCUCGGGGCGGUGUUGUUGCGCACCCUGUCAUGCACACACACACUCACACGCAAGGCAGCAUGCGCGAGGAGGUGGGAGCGGCCCACUUUCGGGAGAGUCCUUCGCGACAGUAGUACAUGGAACAUAAGAUCGCGCGGCCGCCAGUGUUUUGAUGGAAGUCCAUGUGCAAACAAGCAGCCUUGCCCCUACUCCAACAUGAAGGGUCCAGAGGUGGCAGUCCUGGAGGCAUGUCAGUAUGCACCACGUUACAUUCAGAAGCAAGCCCUCACCUCAUCUCUUCUUCCUCUCUCCUGCAUUGCUGGCACCCAAGAGCAUUUCAGUACAGUCAAGGAACAGAACCUUGGCACCCAUUCUACCAUGAAGAGUUCCAGCAAGCCUGGUCUCCCUUCACAGAGGAUGCUGCCAGCAUGUUCAUCAUUGGUAACUGGAAUGACAACUCCUCCACUGUCCACAUCAAAGUCUGUCCAUCUUCCCCAGCCAGUUCCAGUGGAUAAAGUGUCAGAACAAAGUCACAAGAGCCAUGGAAGAUCAUCGUAUAAUUGUUAUCGGGAAGGCACUGCCAAUAAUGUGGCAGCAUCAUUAACGGGUGUAUAUUCCAAUUCGGACCCUUCAGAGGCUGCAGUGGUGGCCACGCUGGCGUAUGCUCGCAUGCAGUCAGAACAGGGAUUCCCCUAUGGCAUCAGUGGAGUGGCCAUGCCUAGCUACAACUAUGGCAGUGAGUUGUACAACUACGCUUCAAAUGGAUUCCCGAAAUCACGUAUCUGCGGCUAUUGUUCGAAAGUGUUCACCCGUUCCACCACCCGGCGAUACCAUGAGAAACGCUGUCCUGUUCGUAAAGCAAAGGGCAGUUUGGCAAAAGGCAGCUCUGAUACAAGUGUUACGAGCAUUGUGACAACUGCUGGAACUGGCAGCAGUGGCGAUGACGGCAUCUCUUCCAGCGGCAGUUUAAACAUUCCAUCACAUCCUCCCCCACUUCUAACAAUGAACAGGGAAUCCCCUUCCCCACUUCUUAUCUCUACCUCAUCAGCAGUAUCUACCUCAUUGGGUAUGUCAGUGUUGUCUAAUGCCCACAAGCUCAACUCCAUAUAUAGCGCCUAUGGAUCUCAGUCAAUGUACUCAAAUGUGCCAGUCACGUCUACCUCAUCUGCCCGCAACUCCUCUCCCUCAAGUGUAGCAGGCAGUAGCAGUAAUGUGGACCAGAAUCGCAACUCUGUUCUGUCAUCCAUUAAACAGGAACCUGGGUCACUAGUUAACUUUCAGGUGGCUGGUGCAUCCCCCGAUUUCAGUGUUGCUUGUAGUCUGAGCAGGGACUUGGACUCUGUUAAUAGCAAAUCUGACCAAGGCAGAAUAUGGGCAGCAUUUGUUUACCAAAUCAAAAAUAACUCUUCUUUAGCUGUAGGCAAUGGUUCACAUAGAGGGAGUAACCCCACCUCAGGAAAAUCUUUCUUUCUCAACAACUAUACCUACAAUAACUCUUCUCAACCAUUGUCUCAGGAAAGCUACAAGCUGUUUUGGGGGUCACAGGUUACUCAAAUGUCGCCAUUGGAGCUGGCUCAGAAGUCUGCAGACAUUCGUUUUGAUCAAGAUGGAAAUAGUUUCAUGGAAGGCAAAGGUGAUGCCAGAAAUGACUGUAACAUUGACCCAAGGGGUAGGGAUUAUGGUGCAUCCAGCAUGGACGUUGACAAAGCUUAUUCCAGCAUCCCAGAGAAAGAGUGUGGGAUUUGUAAGCAGCAGUUUGAUUCUAGCAGGGCUCUCCAUAGCCACAUGCAGGUUCACCAGAAGUAUAGUCCCAAUUCAUGUCACAUUUGCGGGCAGCGCUUUUUGCGAACAUCAAUGCGCAUGGCACACGAGCGCAUUCACAAUGUAGAAAACCCAUUCUGCUGUGUGGUUUGUGGGGUGUUCUUUGCUCGCAAGUUUGCCUUGCGGCAGCAUGUCAUACGUCAACAUGUAAGAACACAUAAUCAUAUGCCAGUUGCUUGUCGUCAUUGCAAGAAAACUGCAAGUUCCCUUAUUCAUCUGCACCAGCACGUCCUUACUCACAACAUCCUUCAGCAGGAGAGAACAUCACUCCUGUAUCUUCGUUUCGCAAAGUCUCGAAGCUCUUCUCCCCUCAAAGAGGAGGUAGCACCAAAACUGCCGCCCCCUCUGAGUGUUGACAGCAGAGCAUCAGAUGAUUCACCAGCCAUGCUGUCAGAACCUCCUCCACUUAUCCAAAUGAGACCUUCUCCUACAUCUAUUGCAGGUUCUGAAGAGUCUAUUUUGACCAAUGGCCACAAUACUCCAAGUGGUGCACGGGACAAGGAGUGGUGCAGAUUAUGUGACAAGGAAUAUCCCAAAUCAUUUAUGCGCUUUCAUGAAAAAGCCCAUGCAGACCAGAAACCCUAUGAAUGUCCAACAUGCAAGAAGAGGUUUGGCUACAAGAACAACAUGAAGUCACACAUCAAACUUCAUGCUGGUAUUAAGCCAUACCAUUGUCAUAUUUGUGGAGCAAGGUUCACUCGAGGCUCAACUUUACGUCGCCAUGCCAGACGCCACGGUGGCAAUACAGAAACCAUCUGGGACAUGUUUGUGUCCAAUGGAAAGUCAACCCAACAGUCACCAUUAGCCAACAGAGGGGCUGUACCAAAUCAGACACAUGAGGCCAAUAUCGCUCUACCAUCACCUCAAGGUCAGGUUCCAACUGCUUCGUUAGUGAUGCCUGGUGAGGCACUGAGGACAGUCACACCGCGGUCACGAACUCUAAAGCCAGAGUCAAGUGGGGUGAGCAUAGGAGGCCGUGAUGCCUUGCCCUCAGGGAAACAGUUUUGGCUGUCUGCAGCCAGCUCUGUUCAACAAGAUAUUCAGUCAGAUGCCCUCAACCUCAGUCUACCAGACAAGCAGCGACGCAGCACCUCUUCUUUAGGAACAUCCUCACAGGACCAGAUCCCAUCAGCUGUAGGUCAUUCUCAGGGUCCAGUAUACCAUCCAACAGUUGCAGCAGAUGGUGCAUCAUCAUCUUGCCAUGAUCUCAUUUCUGAUGAUGAGAACAUGGAUGGUAAGAGAUACUUUGGAGGGGGCUGUUCUGAGAAUGCUCCUCUGGAUAUGUCUGCCAGCAGUCCUUCCAGGAUUGGAUCCUCAGCAUUAGAGGGCCUGCAACAUGAGACCAUCGCCAUGCUCAUGACAGCAGGGAAAUUGUUUCGCUGUCCAUACUGUGACUGUUAUUUCACAGACUACACCAUGUACCACGUGCAUCAGAAGCUCCACCAGCCAGACCAACCUUUCACCUGCAACACCUGCGGGGAAAACUGCCGUGACAAAGUGUACUUUUCUUUACACAUCUAUGACCAUCUCAGGUAGUAUACAGGAAUGGACCAUACCCCAGUUCACCCUACUGCUUCCAUGUGAUCUUUAUUUGUCUCCCUUUUUCAGAAAAUACGGAGACACUGUUGUAGUGGAAAAAGAAUUUUGACAUGCUGUGGAACAGAAUGAGGGUUAAGCAUUUUUCAGUGAGGUGUAUGACAUAGAUUAAUAUAGAAAUAUUGUACCUAGAAACUUUCUGCAAUUUUUUUUUUGUUUGUUUGUCAAGUGAGGUACAGAAGCAAAUAUAAAGGGAAUUCCUGGAGAAUCCUCACACUGCGUGCAUUCAUAUUUUUGACCAAAACACUUGUUAAACAUAUCUUUCUUUUAUCUAAAGACAUUUACCUCGUGAAAAUACAAAUACCUCUGUCUCUUGUCUUGUUUUUGUAUUGUGUAGGAAAUGAUGUUCAUUGAACCAUAGAUUGGUGCAAAAUAUUUUGGUUUAAGUGUGAGCAGGGAUUUUGAAAUAUUCUAUGUCCUCUCUUGUCUAUUUUGAGAGACAAAUCAGGGAUUGUGAAAGAACAUGCUAGUGUUUACUGUUUGUUUUUAACCUUAUUUGAAAGUAGAUUUAUCAUGAGUGUUGCUUUUAAUUUUUGCUUAUAUGGCAACUGCCUCAGGUUGGGAUUGUUCUUUUUUCUUUUCUUUUUCUGGGAACUUAAAAACUUAGACAAUUUGUUUUAUGCAAAGAUGUUGAUUAUUUGCUCUUAAAAGAAAGUUAAAGGCUUGGUCAUGGGCUGCUGCUGUGUUUAUCCCUGCUAUUUUUUUUUUUUUUAAAUGGCAAGACCUGCAAGUGACUGAACUUUGUGUUCAGCUCCUGGAUUUAGCAAGCAGAGUCAUAUUGCAGCUAACUUUUGUAAAUAUGUUUUCAUCAAUACGGGUGCAAAAACUGCAGUUACAGUUGCUAAAAGAUGCUACCUUAACCCACCAGACCUUUGUCCUUUCAGCUCCCCACCAUUUCUUGUUGUUCUGGAAAGUAUCUCUAUUGUUCUUAGAGUGCACAUAUAUUUGAUAGUUACAGACUUUGUCUCAGGAUUUGUAACAUAGCUUUGAUAUUUACCCCUGGUUGUAUGUAUACAUAUAUAUGAAGCACUGCUCAUUGUACAUGUUCUGACUUGUUGUGAGACUUUACACUACCUCAGGGCAUCAGGUAUUGGAUAACCACCAAUACCAGGAUUUGAAACAUUCUCAAACAACUCUUGAUAGGGUACAAGGAUUUUUUUCAUGAUUUCCACCCUUUUGUACAUUAUAUUCAAAGUUUUUCACUUUGUCUUUUGAAUGCAUACAUUAUGAUCAUUUGCUACCCAUUUGUCAUCAUUGUCUUGAACUUUUAUAGUGGAUUUCCAGUAUUUAACCUACAAAAAAAAAAAAAGAACACAAUUUCCUGAAAAAAUAGAUAACCCAUUUAAUGACUAAAAAAAAACCUGCCAAUCUUGCUAAGGCAUGGCCAGAUAAGCUUGUGGCAUGUGUACCUCCAUUAUUCCACUAUAUUCAUGUUUUACUGAUUAUGUAUUGGGAAUACCUUUACCUUCUUUUGGUACUAUUGUAAUACAUGUCUUGCUGAAAAACACUUAAAAAUUAAUUUGUUUUUUAUGAAAAUGAUUAUGCAUCUGUGUUUAUAGAUCCAGGGAUUUUUUCUGUUGUUUUUGUGAUUGAUGUGGGAAAGCUGAUUUCUCGAGCUUUCCAUCUCAGGCAGUUGUUGGAAAUAUGAAUAUGGAAUGGCCAGUUUUUACACAAGUACUGGUGGAGCAAUUGAGCAAGCGCAUCAGACUUUGCCAUGAGAAGUGUUUGGUGAAAACAGGUUUUAGGAGUUAAGGUGCACCUUAAGCAGCUUUUUUUUUGCCUCUUUUUUUGUGCAUAUUUGGUUUAAUUUCUGUGUGCAGAUUAAAAAUAAAAACGGGUAUAAAGCAGCAUACACAUCAGUGUUUAGUCACAUAAAUCUACCUCUAAAUCAAGACUGCCUGUCCCAUGUGAUAGACAUGCUCUCACCAGUCCAGUAUAUUAUUUAACACGCUCAAAACAACAUUGAUGGCAUGUUAGUCGAAGUGUAGUAGCAGCAGCCACCAUUGUUGUGCUCAGCACAUUUCUUUUUCAUUAUAGUUGAUGCUGAACUCCUGUAUCAUCAAAUUUGAUGUUUGACACUAGGUCCCUGCUCAAUUUUCCAAAGUGGAGCUAUUAUCAUCAUUGUCUCAGUACUCCCCUCUUCACAUAUUAAAUUACACUCACCUCAGUAUGGUCAAGACAAGCAGAGGAAUGUGAUUUAACAGUAUACAUUUUUUGUUUGGGCUUAUCAGACUUUACAAAAUAGAUUGUUCUAUAUAAUGCUGUGAUCUCUGUAAUGCAUGUGUAGUACUGUAUAAAGAUAUAGAUAAGUAUAAUCUGAUAAUAUAAAUGCUGUCAUAUUAGCAUUUCUUUAUAUUUUGUGCAGGCAGUACAUAAAAGGGACUUAAGUAAGUGAAUUCUAAUUUGCAGAUGAUGAAACGGUGAAUGGUUUGUAUUAGGAAGACAACAAAUCAUAGUAGCAACCACUUUAAUAAGUGUGUGUGAGAGAGAUUGUCCUUUGUUGCAUACUUUUUCAGAGCAGAAGUUCAUAGCAAGCCUGCCCCUCUUCUCACACCAUUUCAUCAACACCGUUUGUGCAUAGCUUAAUAUUGGGUGUGAAUGCCACAAAAAUGUAGCUUGACUGUGUACCUUGUACACUGUAAACAUGUCCCCUGCCUCUGUUUUCCUGUGCUCAGUCUCAAGAAUACAUCUCUCAGGUGAAAGUUAUGUAGACGUGUAGGUGUGUAUAUAUUCAGAACUUUAUUUGUUCGUGGAAAAACUAGUUCUUUCUUUGUUGUUGGAUGCACUUCAUAUAAUUUUUUUUUUCUUUUUCAUUUUUUUUUAAAAAUUUUUGUUGUAUUUCCUGGUGUGCUUGACCUCUAAAUGCUUAAUAGGCUUGCACAUUCAGUCUUCCAUAUUGUGCCUUUAACUGUAGGGAAAAUGGUUAAACCCCUCCCAUCAAUCUAGUUUUAUUUUGAUUUUGACUCUUGACAUUUACCUAAUGAUUUUAUUUUAAAUCUUCAAUUAUGUAAAGGUAGAAUUCUGCUUACUAACAGAUAUGUUAGCUGUUUUCUCACAAUUUCUAGUAUUAUAUGGGUUGGGGGGCAAGAAGAGGAGAUUUAUCAUUUAAAGAUAUUUUUGUUUCACCCAAGAAUUUUUCUUACACUAAGAACUGCAGUUUUACGGCAUCUUUCAGUUAGCUUAGGAAUAGCUUGGCACCAGUGCAGUCUAAAUCACACAUCAAGCACCAAGUGUGUCCUGCAAGCUGAAAUUUACCAGCUGUUAGUAAAAAUUUGGACUAUUUUCUGAUUAAGAGGUCCUGGCAGUUUUUAAGAUUUCACUUAAGGUUAACUUUCAUCAGAUCUAUUUCCUUUAUAAGUGGCACUGGCAGCAAGAAAAGCCUAAAUUUUGGUAAAAUCGACUACAGAUAUUUUGUUAGGUUUACAUUUUAAACCAAUAUUAAAAGAGAAAGUAACAGCACGGUCAUUUGAAAUAUAAUUAAUAAUUUAGUAAAUGCUUCCUCCACUAUUAUCUGUAGAUGUGAUAUACACAAGGUUUGAGACAAAAGAGGCUUUAAGAUUAAAUGAAACUAUAGAAUUGUAACUUUUAGUAGAUAGAAAUCACAAUCUAGCCAUUAACUGCCCCUACAUCAUAUAACUUUUCCUGCAGCAUUGUAAUAAUAGAACAGGUAAUGUGACCUGAAAUGUCAGAAUGCACUUUUAAUUGAAUGCUUUUUCCCUUCACAAUUUCUUUGGAUUGAAUCUUUCUUAAAAAUAAAAAAUUUAACAUAUAUUUAAAUUUUGUUGGUUUGUUUUAGAUUAUGCUGCCACAAAGUAUUUAAAAAAUAGUAAUUUGUUUUAUGGCAUAGAAAAACAAAUAAAUUCAUUUUGUUAGUGUGAACUAUUGAGAAGACAUUGUUUCAGGACUUUGCAAAAUUUGUGUGGCAAUGACAGCAGACAUUGUCAAAAGCUAUAUUUUUUAUAGUUAUUAAGAGUAAUGUUAUUAAGAGGAUGUUUACAAGUACUUUUGCAACUCUUGCAGCUUUUUUACCUCAAGCUCAUAUUUCUGGGUCACUUCAAUGCAGGGAAGAACUGAAGGAGCUGAAAUAUUUAGCUUUUUCGCUUCAUUGGUUAUGUAACAUUAUGUCACGUCUUUUUCAUACACUCAGUGCUAAGAAUUAUGUGGGUAGAAUUGUUGUAUACACUGUUAUUAAUAUUGUGGAUCUGUUUAUUACUUUUUUUGCCAUGCACUCAGAGAAAAAGCAUUGUUUUUUUUACCUGUAAUUGCAUCUUGAUGCUCUAACAUCAGUGAUUUGAAUAUUUCAAGGAUAGGUGGAAGAUGACAAAAAUAAUUUUAGAUUUUAGCCUAAAUGAUUGAGGAAGGUAAAAGUGUCAGUGAAGAUUAUUAGCCGCAUUCAUAUUAUGGGUACAUUUAAUCUGGGGCCGUUACAGCUGUCCAUAUGCUCAUCUGCUGAGACAUCAUUCUUCUUGCAAGCCCUGUAAAGAUGAACAUUUCCCCGUAUUUGCUGAGCUUUGUAAUCUGCACGUUGCUUGUCAGUAUCUUGUGAUAGUUGACAGUUAAGUGUGUCUUAAUCUUAGUCAUGUAAAUGCAAGUGAAUGCCUACUGGCAAGCACCAUGUGGACAGUGUUAUGUUGAAACUUGUGUUAAUCUAAAGAUGGUACUGUGCGUGUCAUUUAUCAUUUUAGACAUUCAACAACAAAAAUUAUGUCAUAGUGGAUACAGUUGUCCUUGUUACUUUAUCAUUCAUAUUAAAAGACAAUUCUAUAAUGAUUUUCUUGGAAUCUUUCCAUUUUUUCCAUUCUUUGUUUUAUCUUUUAAAAGCAUUUUUUUAUAGUUCCUUUGCAGUACUUUAUGUUCAACCCCUUGCCAGCUGCUGCUAUGAGCGUUAUGAUACCAUAUCAACAUUUCACAGCAGCUGUAGGCAGGAGGUUAAAUAGCCACACUUUCUAUGCCUGCACACAAAGGCACACAUGCAAGCAUGUAUGUUGGUGGAUGGUUAUGUCCAUGGUUGUCUUGACCUGCAUAACCCUGCAUAGGUCAAGUGCUUGAUGCAAGUUAUUGGACAUGACCAUUUGUAAUGUUCAGUUGCACAUUGGCAAUUCAUUGAUCAAAGUAAAAGAAGUAUAAUUUUAUUUACCAAAAGUCCUGAAGGAGACUAAGAAAGGAAAUGUGUUAUGUUUUUACUGAUUGUGUGCAGAUCAGUCUGAUUGCAUUCUUAAGCAAAUGGAGAGUUGCCUUGCAACUUUGCACCAGUCUUGAGAGAGCAAUCCAGUUUCUCUUCACCCCCAACUCCUUCCUCUGUGUAUGAGUGUGUGAAAGCAAGAGAGAUCAUUAUACUGGCUAGUUGUGAAAAAAAUUGAGGCUGGUGAAAUCACUUUUUUGCUUGAAUUCGCUGCAACAUAUUUUGUAACUGAUGUGUGCAUUGAAGUAUUUUUCUUUUGCAAGUUUUUGAAAGCAGAUACAUGUGAAGAAAUUUAGGAGAACAACCAUGUUCUGACUUCUGUCAUCAUUUAACUUUCAGUGAAUCUGUGCAGUAGAUUAUCCCUGUUUGCUGCAUUAAUGUUGGUGUUUGUACAUAUUAGCUUUAGUGAGAGUUGUCUUAAAAGGGUUGUUUGUCCAACCAUAUCUACCUCAUUAUACACUUUUCAGUUCAUAUUUCUGAUAUAUACCUGUUGCCUGAUUUGAUAUUUGAACGAAUGAUGUUGGGACCGCUGUCUUGUGGUGGUGAAGACUUUCUGAUUCUAUUGAUUGUAAUGUGACACUCAAUGCCCAGCAAAGAAAAUCUAAAAUGUUUGUACACUGAUUGCUUAAUUAAAGAGGCCAACGAAAGGUUAGAAACCUUAAAUUUGAAGGGUGAUAUGUAUAUUGUUAACAUUCUGCAGAUUCUUAAUUUGAGGAGAACAACCAUUCUUGCUAAUUUAUAUUUUUGACAGCAUUGUAUGAAUAAUCAUUACCAGGAUGGUUGAGCUGGCUACUAUUUUUUAAUAAUGAGAGUUAUUUCCUCUUGGGUAUAAUACAUUGACUGUAAUAGAAAACUACAUCUGUAAUAGAGGAAAACUUAUUUUUACAUUAUGACGGCUUAAAUCACAUCUUAAAGCAUUUAAAAAUUGUCAAAUUAAUGCAUUCCCUCUCCCUUUUUGGGAUGUAGCACAGUUGUUGUUCAUUGAUGCAAUUAGGUCAGUGACCUUUACAUUUAACAAAAUGUUAAUAAUGCCAGUAGGGGAUUGAAAAGAUUCGAAGAUUGCUGUAAACAUCAGGCUUUUAUUUGCUAAAUCAAAUGCUUAAAAGAGACUCCUAAGGAUAAUGACCAAGUUAAUGUUUGCUUCAGGUUUUGCAUUAAGAUGUCAUUCAUAUAUAAUGUUUAGCAACACAAAUGCAUUCUCAAGUUUAUGAAACUUAUUUAUUUUCGUUGGCCUCAAAAUCGCACCUAUUUGAUAGGAGACAUAGUAAGUUCAAGACUUGACAUCUCUUCCUAUUAUAUCCCUUUUGCACCCAUGUAAUAGAAGGAUAUUAUUUAGGCUCAAGAGCUAACAUCUUUCCCAUUCUUAUUCAUCUUUGCCCACAAUGCACCUACCUUCCCUUUUAUCCACUGCUGUUCUAGAAAUGUACCUUUAGAGCCACAAGAAAACAUAUACAGCAGUGUAGCAACAGGUAACAUGAGUAUGGGUUACUUUUUACUUCCCUGACUUGUAUCACUGUUGAAUAUUAAUUUCUACCUCUUCCUUGGGUAUGCUUUCAUUCUACCAUGCUCCCUCUUGGUGCAAGAGGUGCAAUCACUGUCUGCUUUCCCAUCGUUCGUGUCCAAAGAAAAAUCUUGUGCCACUUGUUUAUCAGCAAUCAUAGUUUAGCAGACAGCAGUGUCCAGAAACUGGAAUGUGUAACGGCAUUACUUAGCCUUACCUGAGAAAUGCAUUAAAAUAGAAAUUUGUAGUUGCUCAGUUGCAUAGCCAGGAUGGGUACAUGAAAAUCAGAUUUUUGUGGUCAGAAUUUAUAUAAAAAUAAAAAAAUCAUAUAUUCA
Molecule: messenger RNA, 10526 nt
Organism: Pomacea canaliculata
Lineage: Eukaryota; Metazoa; Mollusca; Gastropoda; Architaenioglossa; Ampullariidae
Product: zinc finger protein 28-like
Source: RefSeq, a predicted model, not a curated record